This is a messenger RNA of Exserohilum turcica Et28A, 957 nucleotides long. RefSeq lists its product as uncharacterized. Lineage: Eukaryota; Fungi; Ascomycota; Dothideomycetes; Pleosporales; Pleosporaceae. The transcript has a single exon. The record is from RefSeq and is a predicted model, not a curated record. The coding region runs from base 1 to 957 and encodes 318 amino acids.
AUGGCCCCCCUUUACCCAAUUCCCCUGGCCCAAUCUGCUCCAUAUGCAAAUCACUCCGAUCAAUCCUCUCCUCCUCCUCCUCCUCCUCCUCCACAGCCUUCUCAGCCCUCAGAUGAGCCAGGCGCAGAAGCAGAGACCAAAGUCGCCAUUCAUGCGACGAAAAAGCCCCGACCCAAGUCCGGCCUCAUGUCCCGCUACCUAGCACCACCGUCCUUUGCCCGACGAGGCGUGCAGAUGCAAAAAGCUGACAAGAGAAAAGGCGCUCUGUUCCCCACUGGUAUCAUCACCCGAACAGAUGAAUUCGAGGUUGAGAUUUCCAAGCCGCGAGAACUCACGCAGAGCACCUUGUCUUCUCCAUACCAUAUCGUAGCACCAGGGCCAACAGAAGCCAAAGAAGAUAGAUCGGGCGACUCUUCCAGCUCAGCACAAGGAGCUGCGGCUGCAGCAAAAGUAAGUGGUGAUGGUGGGAUUGCCUUGCCGGGGAAACCACGCGCGCGCAUGUCGCCAGCCACAUCGCCAACGUCGCCAUGUGUAUUCCCCAGCCGCAAGAUGCGUGGUGAAGUCAAAGAACAGUCGCCGGAUCACACGUUCAACCUGCGCAGUCCCACGCUGGCAUCUCUGUCGGCGGCGGGUCUUUCGCCCUCGACUUCGGCAUUCCACUCCAUGUCUCGCAAGACGCCGGGACCUACCCGCGCUUCCAAACCACAUGCGUUGCGUUGGCGUGGCGGUACCAAGCACGAUUCGGGCACCCAGGACGCGCCGGAAUGGUACAGAGCGUAUCAGGAUUUGAAGAGGGAGGAGGAAAAGGAGGUGCAGAAGGAAGACAAGAGGGAGAGGGAGAGACGCAAGAAGGAGGAAAAGGAAGCGGAGAAGGCGGCGAGGCGGGACAAGGAGAAGAAGGCUCGAGAGCAAUUGGGGAGAGAAGGCAUGUUCGUAGAUGCGUUUUUGUUGGGGUGA